AACCCUGGACAGAGCCCAGCAUGUCUCAGGCCACCAAGAGAAAGCAUGUGGUGCAGGAGGUAUUGGGAGAGCACAUGGUGCCCUCCGAUCAACAGCAGAUAGUGAAGGUCCUCAGGACACCCGGGAACAAUCUGCUGAUAGAGACAGCACAAGGGCAAUGCUUCCUAGUGAGCAUGCCCUCCAAAUACCGCAAGAACAUAUGGAUCAAAAGAGGGGCCUUCCUCAUUGUUGACCCUAUUGAAGAGGGAGAAAAAGUGAAGGCUGAGAUUUCUUUUGUGCUCUGCAAGAACCAUGUCCGUUCUCUGCAGAAGGAGGGGCACUGGCCUGAGUCCUUCUCUGAGGUAGCUGAGAAACAAAACAAUAUGAACAGACAGAGUCAGCCAGAACUCCCCUCUGAACCACAGCUGUCAGGAGAUGAGUCAGGUUCUGAAGAUGACUCUGACCUCUUUGUCAACACCAAUCACAGACAAUAUCAUGAGAGUGAGGAGGAGAGUGAAGAGGAGGAAGAGAAGGAGGAGGAGGAGGCAGCCUGAGCCCGAUGGAGCCACUUCUCUACUUGCUCAGGGACUGCCACUUGGCUUUUCUGGGCUUGGACAUUCCCAAGGUGCC
Messenger RNA from Mesocricetus auratus (golden hamster), 609 nucleotides. RefSeq names its product probable RNA-binding protein EIF1AD. Gene Ontology annotation, biological process: translational initiation. NCBI's taxonomy places the organism in Eukaryota, Metazoa, Chordata, Mammalia, Rodentia, Cricetidae. Gene Ontology annotation, molecular function: translation initiation factor activity; RNA binding. The transcript has a single exon. The record is from RefSeq and is a predicted model, not a curated record. Gene Ontology annotation, cellular component: nucleus. The coding region runs from base 21 to 533 and encodes 170 amino acids.